Messenger RNA from Plenodomus lingam JN3, 3339 nucleotides. RefSeq lists its product as uncharacterized. The record is from RefSeq and is a predicted model, not a curated record. NCBI's taxonomy places the organism in Eukaryota, Fungi, Ascomycota, Dothideomycetes, Pleosporales, Leptosphaeriaceae.
AUGCCUUGCAUGGUCUUCUUGACCACAUCUUCUGGCGGGCCACCUCAGAUCGAUCCUCUUGUCGCCUUCUAUGUAUUUCUUCUUGCGAAUUUGGUCGCUGCCACUUUCUCUCCAAUCCAGGACUGCGAUGAGGUCUUCAACUACUGGGAACCGAGCCACUACCUCAACCAUGGCUACGGCCUUCAAACCUGGGAAUACUCCCCUGAAUACGCCAUUCGAAGCUGGAUGUACGCUGGACUUCACUCGCUUUGGUUGUGGAUUGGCAUGCUUCCCCUCAGAGCUCUAGGGUUUGGCAACUCCAAAGUCUUGGAAUUCUACUUCCUUCGAGCUACUCUAGCGAUCAUCUGCGCUUCUUGCCAGACACGUCUGUACUCAGUCAUCUUAAGAACGUUCAACCCCCGUGUAGCAAUCUUCUUCAUGAUUGCCAUGAUUACUAGUCCAGGCAUGUACCAUGCAGCUCCUGCCUAUCUCCCAUCGACAUUCGCCAUGUAUACGACUAUGUUAGGUUUCUCGGCCUUCAUGGACUGGUCAGGAGGCUUCAUGAGGACUGCACAGGGUAUCACCUGGUUUGGUAUUGGCGCUGCCCUUGGUUGGCCAUUUGCUGGCGCCCUGGUAAUGCCAUUUAUUGCUGAGGAAGUCAUUUUGGCAGCUGUAACAGGAGAGGUCUUCCAAAGCUUCUGGAGACUGUUCCAAGGUGGUCUCAGAUCACUGAUUGUCCUCGCUGUUCAAACAGCAAUCGACUCAUUCUUCUACAAGAAGUUCGUAUGUGUACCGCUGAACAUUGUUCUAUACAAUGUCUUCAGUGGCGGAAGUAGAGGACCUGACAUCUAUGGUGUCGAACCUUGGCACUUCUACAUUCGCAAUCUCGCCCUCAACUUCAACAUAUGGUUCUUCCUCGCGCUCGGCGCUUUGCCGUUGCUUUUCGUCCAGCAAUUGAUCUUGAACAUGGCCGACUCGAAGCCUAUACUUAAGCAGUCCCUUCUACGAAGCAUCGUAUUUGUCAGCCCCUUCUACUUUUGGCUGGCGAUAUUCACGGUCCAACCUCAUAAGGAAGAGCGGUUCAUGUAUCCGGCUUAUCCUGCAUUGGCAUUGAAUGCUGCCAUUUCCUUGCAUAUAUUACUGGCCAACUUUGGCUCGACUGACCCGCGACGUCUUGUCAGCAAAAUUCCUCCGCAGCUGAAGCUUAUGGUUGUAGUCACUCCGCUACUGUUGUCUUUCAAUGUUGGCAUGCUUCGAACAAUUGGCACUCUUACCGCAUACUCUGCUCCCCUCAAUGUCUACAAGCCUCUGCACAAUGCAGGCUUUGCCCGACCGGGAGACACUGUCUGUCUUGGGAAAGAGUGGUAUCGCUUUCCAUCAUCUUUCAAUCUUCCUCACGGAGUACGUGCCAAGUUCAUCAAGAGCGAGUUCAAAGGUUUACUCCCCGGCGAGUUCAGCGAGGCAAACGUCGGGUUUGGCCUGUACCCUGGAACAUGGUUUGUGCCUUCUGGUAUGAAUGAUGAGAAUUUGGAAGACCCUGGGAAAUAUAUUGAAAUAGAACACUGUGACUUCCUUGUGGAUUCAAAGCUUCCUGGAUCAUCACCGACAGAGCUUGAGCCAGACUACAUCUCCCAGGACGAGCAUUGGGAGAAGCUCAAGUGUGUGCCAUUUCUUGAUGCUAGCCAAACACACAUUCUCGGACGCUUGCUUUGGAUUCCAGAGCUUCCAUUCAUUCCAGCCAAGUUUCGCAGACAGUGGGGCCAGUACUGUCUAUUGCGACGUACAAGUGUAAAUCCCACCUUAACCGUUAUCAUCCUCGGGAUAUCGAUGCUUGGCAAUUUUCGUUAUCGCUCCUUGAACAUGUUCAUACUAACCGAGUGGGGUAUUGGGAUCCUUGAUGCAUUACCAACGGGAGCUGAGUUCUUGGAAAAUUACACGCCACAGUCAAUGGCUGCUUGUUGCUUGACAUUAUCGCAGCAGCCGUUUGUGUCCUUCCACCAUUUGACCAUGGAUAUUUUCGCUUCGCAGUUUGUAGAGCGUGCAAGAGUGCUUGGUCGCACAGCGCAACACCACUAUUCCCAAGCACAAGGAAAACUUAACCGUACUCUACAACACGCAAAUAACCAGCCGCAAGCCUUCUUAUACGUAAUUCUUUUGUUCCUCACCUUAUUCUGGCUAGCACCAACCCUCCUGCGCCUCCUACACUGCCUCCCCACUCCCAUCCGUCCCAGCAGCCCCAGCCUCGAAAAGCGGUCCACAAGUAAAGCGCCUGAACGACCACCAGGAGUAUGGCACCCCUCUCCCUUCACUCGGCCCCCUGCCCCUCCUUACCCAAACUGGUCCCUCACUACCACAAAGCCCCUCCCCUACCGCCCCUUCCGCUACGGCCCUAAAUACAACGUAUCCCUCGGGCUCCGCACCAUGCCCUGGUCCUCCUGGAUCGAACUCGACAACCAAUACCUAACCUACCACGCCCUGAAAGCGGAGCGGAUGGCGUCGCGGGGGGACAAAUGCGUGCGGACUGCACCAGAGGCGUAUCCCGCCGCGCUCGAACUAUUGCAUGAAUUAGCAGGAUACCUGGGGGAACGGUAUCCGACACUUUUCUCGCGCACGACGGGCAACGGGAUCAAGAAUCUAGCGACGGGCGAGGAAUUCGAUGUUGCUUGCUCGCGUGUCUUGAGGCAGGGGAUGAUGGUGGUGGAGGAUCCCAUGAGGAUUGCGGCAAGACUGGUGCAGGAUGAUCUUGCGAUUAUGGUGGAGAGGGAAGAUGGCGAGUAUUAUUUCCUCGCUGGUGCGAUUCUGCUGCCUGGGUUUUGGAGGCUGGGGGAUAAGUUUGGGAUGCAGGUUGGGGAGAUUCAUAGUAGUGGGGAUGUCCCUGGGUACAAAGAGAAGUUGGAGAAGGGUUUAAAGAAUUUCUUUAGGCGGGUGAGGCCGGAGAAUCCAGUAUUGAGGAACAACUACUUCAUUCAAGUUGACGACAAUUUGGCAUGGAGUAGCAGUAUUGGAAGUGAAGACGAAGACGGCAUCGGUUGGUUCACAGCAGAGAAGAAUAGAGCAAUCCAGCAUCACUACUUCAGAAGCGAAAGACAGAGUCUAAGACGCCUCCCCAAAACUGGUGGUGUCGUCUUCACUAUUCGUACCUACUUUCAUCCUAUCACCGAUAUCUGCAAGGAGCCCUACGUCCCUGGUCGGCUCGCCAGCGCAAUUCGCAGCUGGGGCGACGAUGUGGGCAAGUACAAAGGAAAGGAAAAGUAUGGUGAUGUCUUGUUAGAGUACCUGGACAGGAUGCAUAAAGAGCAAGUCAGAGGAGGAUUAGAUGUUAGUAAAGAGGAGGAAGAGGGGAUACAGUAUCCUUUUUAG